Molecule: messenger RNA, 467 nt
Organism: Salvelinus sp. IW2-2015
Lineage: Eukaryota; Metazoa; Chordata; Actinopteri; Salmoniformes; Salmonidae
Gene: sigmar1
Product: sigma non-opioid intracellular receptor 1
Cellular component (GO): endoplasmic reticulum
Source: RefSeq, a predicted model, not a curated record
UACACAGACGAGUCAUGUAUCUAUCUCUAUGGGUGCCUUCGCAUAACUUCCGUCUUGUCUUUACUGGUUCUCUUACUGGUCUGUUUCUKUGGUCGUGGUGUUCUACCACUCAAUGUCAGUCAUGUCGUGGACAACUAAAGUGUUAAAGUUAGUCGUGCUGGCUGGAGUGUCUGUGUUGAUAGUGAUGUCCCUGCGGCAGUGGAUGGCCAACAAACACUAUGUCUUCACAAAGGAAGAUGUUGCUAUACUGGCCAAGCGAUACGCAGGUCAGGACCACGACCAGGCCUUCUCCAAGGUGGUGGUGGAGCUGCGGAAGAAGUACCCGGGUCACAUCCUGCCGGACGAGGACCUGCAGUGGGUGUUUGUCAAUGCAGGCGGCUGGAUGGGGUCCAUGUGUCUGCUCCACGCCUCCCUCACUGAGUACGUCCUGCUGUUCGGCACCGCCGUGGACACCGGAGGACACUCAG